This is a messenger RNA of Heterotrigona itama, 2320 nucleotides long. NCBI's taxonomy places the organism in Eukaryota, Metazoa, Arthropoda, Insecta, Hymenoptera, Apidae. The record is from the annotation of a GenBank genome assembly.
UUUUUUUUUUGUUUCUUUUUUUUUGGUUUUGAUGCAGAAGUGACAAAAGUGACUCGAAUAUAAACAAUAUAUAAGCAGUUUAUAAACAAUUUGUAUGUGUUAAUCAUUGAUAAAAAAUUUUAAGCUAUUAGGAUACAGAUAUCACUAUAUAGUAUGAAUGAAGCUUUAUUAGAAAAACCAUCAUGGCGUCGUCCGUCUUUCCGGCAAGUAGUGUGCCAUUGUGUCUCACGCUUUCGUAUUGAAGGUACAGAAUGACGGACGACGUGGUUGUCCUAGAAGAUGCUGUUCACAGAGAGGAAGAGAUAGCUCAUUUUCAAGCUCCUGCAAUUCAGCAUAAUCCUGAUGGUUGGGGACCAUGUGAAUUACCUGACCAAUUUAAGGAUAUACCUUAUCAACCAUUUUCAAAAGGGGAUAGAUUAGGGAAGACAAAUAUACAUCGCAGUUUGGUUCAGGUAGCCAAUAUGCAUACUAUCAUGAUGAAGAUGAAACAACUUUCCAUUUGGUUGAUACUACCCGUGUACAAAAACCACCUUAUCAACGUGGUGGUAGAUUCCGUCAUAACCAAAGGAACUUACGCGGUCGUGGAAGCCAACGUGGUUCGUUGAGCCAAAUGCAACAACUUGGUAAAUUAAAACUUCGCGAAAGAGAUCGUAAAGGGCAAGCAAAACGUUGGGGUAGACAGCAAGGUCUACGCAAUCAUAAAAAUCAACCGCCAAUUAAAAUUCGCGAUGCAUCUGUUACCGUAAGACCCGAUUGGGUAACAAUUGAAGAAAUGGAUUUUCCACGUUUAGCAAAACUAUCUCUACCUGGUGUAAAAGAUGGGGAAGAUAUUUUAUGUUGUGGAUCUCUUGAAUAUUAUGAUAAAACUUAUGACAGAGUGAAUGUCAAAAGUGAAAAGCCAUUGCAAAGAAUUGAUAGAAUUUUCCACACAGUUACUACUACUGAUGAUCCAAUAAUUCGUAAGCUUUCAAAAACAGAAGGAAAUGUUUAUGCUACAGAUGCAAUCUUAGCAACAAUAAUGUGUUGUACUCGUAGCAAUUACUCUUGGGAUAUUGUAAUUGAAAAAAUUGGAGACAAGCUAUUUUUUGAUAAACGAGAUAAUACUGAAUUUGAUUUAUUAACUGUAAAUGAAACCAGCGUUGAGCCUCCUCAAGAUGAUGGCAAUUCUUUAAAUUCUCCUAGAAACUUAGCAUUAGAAGCUACAUUUAUUAAUCACAACUUUUCUCAACAAGUGCUGAAAUCCAAUGAACCUAGAUACAAAUUUGAGGAAGGAAAUCCAUUUAUUUCAGAAGAAGAAGAAGGUGAUGUUGCUAGUGUUGCAUAUCGGUAUAGAAAAUGGGAUUUAAAUAAUGGAAUUGUUCUUGUUGCAAGAUGUGAACAUGAUGCUGUAAUGCAGGGUCCUAACAAUGAAACUCAAUUUUUAACAAUUAAAGCUUUAAACGAAUGGGACUCGAAAUUAGCCAACGGUGUUGAAUGGAGGCAAAAAUUAGAUACACAGCGUGGUGCAGUAUUAGCGAAUGAAUUGCGCAAUAAUGCUUGUAAGUUAGCUAAGUGGACUGUUCAAGCAUUAUUAGCAGGUUCAGACCAAUUGAAAUUUGGUUAUGUCUCUAGAGCAAUGGUUAGAGAUUCCAGUAAACAUGUCAUUCUUGGUACACAGCAAUAUAAGCCAAAUGAAUUUGCAACACAAAUUAAUCUUAAUAUGGAUAAUGCAUGGGGUAUUUUACGAUGUAUUAUCGACAUUUGCAUGAAGCAGAAAGAUGGAAAAUAUUUAAUUAUGAAAGAUCCAAAUAAACCAAUGAUAAGAUUAUACGAUAUUCCGGAUAAUACAUUUGAAAGUGAAGGAGAAGAAGAUGAUGAUGAUGACGAACCUGUCAAUGAUGCAUUUCAAAGUUAACAGUUUUAAAUCUUAAAUUUUUUUGGAUUAAUAUCUUUUUGGAUUAAAAUCACUAAUUUAUAUGAUGAACAUACAUAUUGUAAGAAGAAUGAAAAUUGGUAUAAUAAACAAUUUUGAAUUCAGCUGUUCAUCAUCCAAUUCUAAAAACCUUUAUGAUUAAUUUCAUAUUAACAUAAAGUAUUUAUGAAUUUUAUUAUAUAUAAUUUUAGUCAAAUUCACUUUAUUCAAUUUAAAAUUAAACUUUUCAUCAUUAACCUAAAUAUUUUUCUUACUUAUUAAUAUUUUUUCUAUUUUCUUCGAUUAUAAUAAGCAGAACUUUUGUGGUAAAAUACUAAUUUAUAAUACAAUUUUAUUUUAAUACUACCUAAUUAGUCAAUAGUUCUAGAUAUUGCUUUCUUGCAAUCGAAAUCUAGAGGCAUAGACGAG